AUGGAUGAUGGCAAAAAGAGGUGGAGACAUGAAGAUUACUGCACUGGUGACCUAACUCCGAAGAUUUUGAUCCCGGCGGUGGCGGCACCGAGGAGGCCUGGUGAGGGGGUGCCGGACUGGGGCGCCGGUAGCGGCCCCCCCUUUGAUCUGCGCUCUGCCGCUGCUGGUGAACUCUGCCUUGGCUUCAAUGGCGGCUCGGCUUCUGCCCCCUCUGCUGCUGGUAGCAGCUGGUUGCGCCCCCUCAACUACGGUGGCAUCCCCCUUCUCCAGGACAUUCCCAUGGUUCUCCUCAACUCCCCCUUCCAUGACCCCACUUCUGCCCCCUCCGGCCCUGCUGGUGGGCCCCCGUAUUCCCAUCACCACCAGCCCGGUGCUGCCCUCGGCAUGAUCCCUCUCCUCACUGCCGGCCCGCACCAUCAGCUGGUGCCUGAACACUCUCACUCCCAGGGACCGGAACGGCGUGGAGGAGAGAGCUCCGGGAGCACGGUGGGAGGAACGACCACAUGCCAGGAUUGCGGCAAUCAGGCUAAGAAGGAUUGUUUGCACAGGAGGUGCAGGACUUGUUGCAAGAGCCGGGGGUAUGAUUGCGCCACCCACGUGAAGAGCACAUGGGUGCCGGCAGCUAGGAGAAGAGAAAGGCACAUGGCUGCGGCGGUGACCGGUGAGGGGGCUGCAGGAGUGGGCGGGGGAAAGAAGCCACGGCUGGCGGCCUCCUCGCAGGGGACGUCGCACACAUCUACGUCCGCAAACACGCCGCCAAGGAGCUUCGAUACUGGGUCCAGCCACCAAGAUGUUAAUUACAGUACCGGCAGUGGAUCCCUGCCUAGUCGUGUGCGAGCUCCGGCCGUGUUCAAGUGUGUGCGUGUGUCGUCCAUUGAGGAUGAUGGAGAAGAUGAGUAUGCAUACCAGGCGGUCGUCAAGAUUGGCGGUCGCAUCUUCAAGGGCGUCCUAUACGACCACGGUGCGGCCACCGCUGCCUCCUCCUCAUCCCGAGAAAACCUCCCCAAUCUCUCUGAUCUCCACUUGGGUGGCAGCUCCACGCCUGUGAUGGAUGCCGCGGCUUUGCUCGAAGGUACGAGUUAUGGAAACCCACCCAUUAACUGAGCACUGAGGUUCUGGUUUUAGGGAUUUUUAGAGUUUCCUCUAUGACUUUAGAGGUGGGUUUGCUCAGGAAUUGUGUACUUGAUUCAUGUGGUUGGGUCAUGAACUAACCAUUUACUCUUGAUUAUUGUAUGAGAGUAGACGUCAUGUCACCUAUCCUAAGUUUUACUUAUUUCCCUUUUACUGGUUUUCUCUCUCUUUAACCCGGCCUCAUCCCUCUCUCUAGAGUUUAGUGCUGAAUAAUACAUCUUUGCUGUUAACUUUUA
This is a messenger RNA of Amborella trichopoda, 1367 nucleotides long. Lineage: Eukaryota; Viridiplantae; Streptophyta; Magnoliopsida; Amborellales; Amborellaceae. The record is from RefSeq and is a predicted model, not a curated record.